This is a messenger RNA of Chaetomium fimeti, 1585 nucleotides long. RefSeq lists its product as uncharacterized. Gene Ontology annotation, molecular function: 5-methyltetrahydropteroyltriglutamate-homocysteine S-methyltransferase activity; zinc ion binding. Bases 223 to 1428 code for a protein of 401 amino acids. The transcript is spliced from 2 exons. The record is from RefSeq and is a predicted model, not a curated record. NCBI's taxonomy places the organism in Eukaryota, Fungi, Ascomycota, Sordariomycetes, Sordariales, Chaetomiaceae.
UGGGGUCAGGGCCCGGGUCAAUUGGCUUUUGGGUGAGCCUGCCCCGCUUCCGUCAUAAGGUAAUCCCAAGUUGACAAUUCCCAAUUCCCAAUUCCCAGAAUUUGAGUUCCCACAGCUCCAUUCCUCCCUCCCUCCCUCCCUCUCUCUCUCCUUUCUUAAACUAGGAACUCUCCUAACACCUUUUCUCACUUUCCCUUAUCCCUCUCAUCCCCAUCACCAACGAUGCCGCCCUUCCGUGCCGAGCAUAUGGGCUCGCUCCUGCGGCCCCAAGCCUUGCUAGACGUUCGCGAGGCCAUCCGGGAAAAGGGUCUGAGCCCCGAGGCCGCCGGCCUGCCCUCUGUCGAGGAAGAGGCGGUUGGGCACGUUGUGAAGCUUCAGCAAGAGUUGGGACUCAAGGCAGUGACCAGUGGCGAAUACAACCGCACCCGCUUUUGGGGCCUGAUGUGGGACGAGUUCGAGGGCACCGUCCGUCUCCAGGAUGCCGACGCUGCGUUGUUCCGAUUAUACCACCCUGACGUCGUUAGCCUCGUCGAAGCCGCACGGAAGGUGAUGCCGGGAGACUCUGUCAUCGCCGGUUCCAAGCUGCGGCACAACCCGGAGAAGUCUCAGUCCAACCUCCACGAGCUUCGCCUUGUGCAGAAGUUUGUGCCCCAGAGCGAGUGGGGCAGUAUCAAGCUCACUAUGAUCACACCGGCCUGGUUCCACAUGCGCUAUAAGCAAGGGCGGGCAUACUCCAAGGAGGCGUACGCAAAUGACGCCGAAUAUUUCAAGGACGUUGCCAAGGUUUACCAGGCCGAGCUAGACCAGCUCUACAAGGCCGGGCUCCGGAACGUCCAGUUUGAUGACCCCGGUCUCGCCUAUUUCUGCUCCGACAAGUUCCGCCAGGGAUGGGCCGAGGACUCGGACAACAUUGGGUCCGUCGAUGAUCUUCUCGAGGCCUACAUCGACCUUUACAACGACUGCAUCAGCAAAUUGCCUGCCGACUUUCAUACGGGUGUGCACCUCUGCCGCGGGAACUUCAUUGGAGGGAGAUUCUUCUCGGAAGGGGGCUACGAUGUGAUCGCCCAGAAGCUCUUCACAAAGCUCAAGGUCAACACUUUCUACCUCGAGUAUGACACCGAGCGGGCCGGUGGAUUUGAGCCGCUCAAGUACCUUCCCAAGGAUAGGAAUGUUGUAAUCGGUGCCAUUUCCACAAAGCUGCGCGAACUCGAAGACAAGGAGGAGGUGAAGGGGAGGAUUUACCAAGCAGCAGACUUCGUAGCCGAGGGGAACAACGAGACGCGCGACGAGGCACUGAAGCGCAUCUGCGUCAGCCCGCAAUGCGGUUUCAGCACCCAUGAAAGCGGCUACCCGCUGACCGAGGAGGACGAGAAGACCAAGCUGGCUCUCAUCCGUCAAAUCGCUGACGAGAUUUGGGGCGAGCCGUGAGCUUGCCGAGGGACAUAAGAGACGGUCGGAAUGAGAGCCGGCAGAAGGAGAGUUGGCGGGCUCCAAGAGCGAAUUGGCGUAGCUUCAUGGGCUACAUUUUCAACAAGACCGUGCAGGGCUAUUUCUGAAGUUGGAAAUGGUUUGGGGGCGGUGUUGG